CUCCACGAGCUACGGUUACAUCAUGUGUAGUAGAAAUGAUAAUACUAUUAGUUAUCCGUAGAAAUGUUUGGUUCAGGAAAAGACAAAAGAAAAAAGACAAAGUGAGAAUAUCAGCUGACCACAAUAAACCUGUCUGUAACAAAAAGCUAUGUAGACUGUAAAAGGGAACAUGUGGUGGAGACGGUACCGCGUCCUCAGGAGUACUGCUACACUAAAGUGGUCCUGGGGAAAAUUGUGCUCCAGUUCAGUGCAUUUUUACAGCACUCCAUCAAUCCCUGCAGCCAGAAUCACAGCGCUUCAGGCAGUGCACUUGUGGAAGAGGCACUUCGAGGAGAAAGGUGUAGCAGAGCCUGAACACUCCAGUAGUUACAUCAUUGCUCAUCUGCUUGGAGCUAAAACUAUAGAGAGCAUUGAGCAAGAGAAGCUACACAAAGUUCUCAGCCAAGAAGAAACUGAGCAGAUAUGGAAGCUUUGCACCAGGCGUCUCUCCAGGAUACCUGUGCAGUAUGUGAUUGGGGAGUGGGAUUUCAGAGAUGUGACACUGAAGAUGAGACCGCCUGUGUUCAUACCAAGACCUGAAACUGAGGAGUUGGUUGAACUUGUUCUUACUGACCUGCUUCUGGAGCCUGAGUCUGGAGUGGGUGCAGAUAUGCAGCCAACGUGCCUGGAAGUGGGAUGUGGUUCUGGUGCCAUUUCUCUGAGUCUGCUAAGAAGUCUUCCCAAGGUUAAAGCCAUCGCCUUGGAUCAAAGCCAGGAAGCAGUGGAGUUAACGAGAGAGAACGCUUUCAGGUUGGGACUUCAGGACAGAUUACAGAUUCAUCAUAUAGAUAUUGUAAAAGAUGCAGAAGCUGUGAGGAACCUCUGCAGUCCUGUUUCAGCUUUGGUCAGUAACCCUCCGUACUUGUUCUCAGAGGAUAUGGCAACGCUGGAACCAGAAAUUCUAAGGUUUGAGGAUCACGCCGCUCUCGAUGGCGGCAAGGACGGCAUGAAAGUGAUCAAACAGAUUCUGACAUUAGCGCCACGAAUUCUGUCGGAUCACGGUCGUGUUUACUUGGAAGUGGACCCUAGACAUCCUCCACUGAUUUGUCAGUGGGUGGAGUUGCACGUGGAGGGACUGCGUUACGUGGAAACGCGACAUGACAUCACCGGCAGGCCGCGAUUCUGCAUCCUUCAGAAACAGAAGCAGAAAAAGGACCACAAGCUGGAUCUGCAUUGAGAAACUGAGAUCCUAUUACACUGGCUUUAGCCCAGAUCAUCAAAGCUUCAUCUCUUCUUCCACCCCCCCGCCAGCAGAGCCACCAGGCCCACGCUCACACUAAUUUCCUUACUUAAAAUUCACAACCAGCAGAAGCUUAAAUCAUUCUCAUUCCUCUGUGGCUGCAUUGUGCGAUUGUACCCAGUGCAGCCAGUUAAAAAUAAUAAUAAUCAUGCACAAGACGGCACAAAAGUGUGCUCAGAGCUGAAGGUAAUUACCGAGGCUUUUCUUAGAACACUCCCUCUCAGAACCUCACCCUCCUCCCAGGAAGCAUUCAGUAGUUCUGUGAAUCCGCCGAUGCACGGUCCUCCCCUUUGCUUGUCCACUUGCUGACUCAGAUGCAGGCUGUGUGUGUGUGCGCACUUUGUUGAACCAAAAAACACGUCGUAGCUUUUACUUCCUCAUACACGCCUAAGGGUGACAUGUUUCAAGCUCGAAGGCCAUUAAAAGAAUCAUUUUUGCUUCAAAGGUGACUGAAAAUAUUGUGUAACCAAGAGUCACAAGAGCAUUUGUCACGCAGUAUUUAACAACGCGAUGGUGACAGAAUGUCACUGUAACGUGAGUACUCGGGGGGGGGGGGGGGGGGGGGGGGGAAAGAAUCACAAAAGAGUAAAUGUGUUAUUUUUCUUUUUAAUAGAAAAUAUGUACACAUGUAAAAGGUAGAAAUAAGUGACAUGGUUAUUCAGAGAAUUAUAAAAUGGUGAAACAAACAGUGUGUGCGUUACUGUGCAAAAGUCUUAAGCACCUUCAUAGUGGUUUUUGAUGGUAACUUUUGGAAGAAAAACAUGUCUAUUUUAUUAAGGAAAAUGUGAUUUAAAGUAUGUAAAAGAUUUUCAAAUGAAUAGAAACGUGAUUACUUUUGUAGGUUGGCAGCUGAGUGCAUAAUUCCACAAAGACAACAAAAAAUAGUUGUUAGUGAAUAAUGAGUUGAUGGACAUGAA
Thalassophryne amazonica is the source of this 2196-nucleotide messenger RNA. Its product is annotated as MTRF1L release factor glutamine methyltransferase-like. Gene Ontology annotation, cellular component: mitochondrion. Gene Ontology annotation, biological process: protein methylation. The record is from RefSeq and is a predicted model, not a curated record. NCBI's taxonomy places the organism in Eukaryota, Metazoa, Chordata, Actinopteri, Batrachoidiformes, Batrachoididae. Gene Ontology annotation, molecular function: nucleic acid binding; protein methyltransferase activity.